AUGUAAACAGCAACGGCAGUAGAAAUAUCUAAAUGUAAAUAAUGCGCGUGUGGUAGUAAAUUAGCAGCUCAAUACGUUUGUUUGUUACCAGAAAAAUGCAAUAAUCAAUUUCUUUACUGCGAUGAUGAAAAUUGUUCUAGCAAGCAUGAUCACAGAAUGGCAAAGAUUACGAGCGUGAUGCAACACCUGAAAAAUCAAGUGGGUGAAUUCAGAGAAAAAGUUAGCACAUUGAAAUCUAACUUAUCAGAUCUAUUCCCAACUUUUGAAAAGCUGGUUAAGUUCUACACUGCAUCACAAAAGGCAUUGUCACAGAAAAACAGUCCAUAAGAUGGUAAAAAAUACAGAUACUUGGACGAAUUAGUUGCUAAGAUUGACAAGUUAUACAAUGAGGUAGAUUCAUAUAGUUUAUCUCUUGACGAGUUGCAAAUUGAAUACAAGUUAGAAGAAAUGAUUAAGACAGUAGAUGUGUAAGGUGAAAGACUGAAAGAAGAAUUUACAGAAGUUGCUACUCUUGCCAAAAUGGAUGAGGAAUUGCUCUGGAAUAUUUACGAAGAAGCCAUUUCAACAGACUACGUAAAUUAGGAAUUAAUGGACAAAUUCUCACCUUCCAAUUGGAACACCUAUCAUGGUCUCUAGAUUAAAGCAUUGAAGUCCAAGUUGGACAAGAAGGAAGCAGAGUUCUAAGCAUUCAAGACGCUGGUAGAAUAAAAGCUCUAAAUUUGA
Stylonychia lemnae is the source of this 723-nucleotide messenger RNA. NCBI's taxonomy places the organism in Eukaryota, Ciliophora, Spirotrichea, Sporadotrichida, Oxytrichidae. The record is from the annotation of a GenBank genome assembly.